AUGAUCACCUACAUUCUCCUCGUUUCUCGCCAGGGGAAGGUCCGUCUCGCGAAAUGGUUCACGACUAUGCCCCAGAAGACCAAGGCCAAGAUCGUCAAGGACGUCACACAACUCGUCCUCGCGCGCAGAACACGCAUGUGCAAUGUACUUGAGUACAAAGACACGAAGGUCGUGUACCGGCGAUACGCCUCGCUCUUCUUCGUGUGUGGGAUCGGUUCAAACGACAAUGAACUCAUCACGCUGGAGAUUAUCCACCGAUACGUCGAGGUGCUGGACCGCUACUUUGGCAAUGUGUGCGAGCUUGACUUGAUCUUCAACUUUCAGAAGGCAUAUGCCAUCAUGGACGAACUUAUCAUCGCUGGAGAGCUACAAGAAUCGUCGAAGAAAUCGGUGCUCCGCGUCGUGACACAAGCCGACAGCAUCGAAGAGCAAGAGAACAGCGAGGACACAAUGGCGCGCCUAGGUAGCCUCGGUUCUCGGAGGCCAUAA
Fomitopsis serialis is the source of this 489-nucleotide messenger RNA. Its product is annotated as Adaptor protein complex sigma subunit. The record is from RefSeq and is a predicted model, not a curated record. Gene Ontology annotation, cellular component: intracellular membrane-bounded organelle; AP-1 adaptor complex. Gene Ontology annotation, biological process: protein transport; vesicle-mediated transport. Bases 1 to 489 code for a protein of 162 amino acids. NCBI's taxonomy places the organism in Eukaryota, Fungi, Basidiomycota, Agaricomycetes, Polyporales, Fomitopsidaceae. Gene Ontology annotation, molecular function: clathrin-cargo adaptor activity. The transcript is spliced from 7 exons.